This is a messenger RNA of Poeciliopsis prolifica (blackstripe livebearer), 2801 nucleotides long. Its product is annotated as calcium/calmodulin-dependent protein kinase type 1D-like. Bases 132 to 1460 code for a protein of 442 amino acids. Gene Ontology annotation, molecular function: ATP binding; calcium/calmodulin-dependent protein kinase activity; calmodulin binding. Gene Ontology annotation, cellular component: intracellular anatomical structure. The transcript is spliced from 13 exons. Gene Ontology annotation, biological process: peptidyl-serine phosphorylation. NCBI's taxonomy places the organism in Eukaryota, Metazoa, Chordata, Actinopteri, Cyprinodontiformes, Poeciliidae. The record is from RefSeq and is a predicted model, not a curated record.
GAACGAGACUCCGCCCCUUCCGGACUUAAAGAGCCGCGGCUGGGCAGGGCGGCGGGCACACGCGCGGAUACCCCAAGUCAACGCAUCUAUAUCUACGCUCCACAGGAGUCUACGGCAACGUCAGAGCCAAGAUGGGGCAGAAGGAAAUCAUCUGCAGCUGGAAGAAAACUGUCAGCAACAUCAAGGAUGUGUUCGACUUCAAAGGAAAAAUGGGAUCGGGGUCGUUCUCUGAGGUUUACAUGGUGAGAGAGAAGAAAACGGGUCAUCUUUACGCCCUGAAGUGUCUGAAGAAGAAGCACCUCACUCACAGCAACCUGGAAAAUGAAAUCAACGUACUGAAGAGGAUAAAACAUGAUAACGUCAUAGGAUUGGAGGACUUUUAUGAAAGCCGAACACAUUACUACCUUGUCAUGCAACUGGUGUCCGGCGGUGAACUGUUUGAUCGCAUUUUAGACAAAGGGGUUUACACUGAGAAGGACGCCAGCAAAGUCAUCAAACAGGUGCUGGAGGCUGUCAGCUAUCUUCAUAAAAACAGCAUAGUGCACAGAGAUCUGAAGCCGGAGAACCUGCUGUACUACAACAUGGACGAGAAUGCUAAGAUCAUGGUCAGUGACUUUGGUCUGUCUAAGACACUUGAGCAUGGAGUCAUGUCUACAGCCUGUGGCACCCCGGGUUAUGUUGCUCCUGAAGUUUUGGCUCAGAAGCCCUACAGCAAAGCAGUGGACUGCUGGUCCAUUGGAGUUAUCACUUACAUCCUACUCUGUGGCUACCCUCCGUUCUUUGAAGAAAAUGAGACUCGUCUGUUUUCAAAGAUCAUGAGGGCUGAGUAUGCCUUCCAUUCACCUUUCUGGGAUGACAUCUCUGAGUCAGCCAAAGACUUCAUCCGGAACAUGAUGGAAAAAAACCCAACGAAACGCUUCACUACUGAACAGGCACUCCGGCAUCCGUGGAUUGCUGAAAGCACAGCCAAAGACCUGGACAUUUAUCAGUCUGUCUGUGAACAGAUGGGGAGAAACUUUGCCAAAUCCAAAUGGAAGCAAGCCUUCAAUGCAGCUUCAGUGGUCCACCACAUGAUGAAACUGCAGCUGUCCCACAGCGAGCCCUUCCCCUCGCCCCUCUCUCUGCCCAACAUCCUAGUGGAGUCUUCUUCUCUGGCCGACUCUGAGCCGUCGAAUCCCUGCUGUGAUGAGGAGGACCCCCUUGACCCUAACGGGAACCCCAUCGUGACGGCGAGUCUUUCACGGAGCGCUAACACGGAGUCCGGCAGAGAGACGUCUCUGCUCUUCAGAUCCAGUCACAGCGAACCUGGCGGCACGCCUGCCGUCAUGGCAGAUCCAAGAGACGCCGCCCACAGCUUCCAUUCAGAAGGAGACACUCAUUUCAGGCCGUCUCCCAGCUUGGAAGUUGUGGGUCAGAGGAAGGAACAGCCGCUUCAGUCUGGAGUCUGUACAAUCAUGUAAUGAUUCUGAAGUUGGCCUGAGUCCUUGAUCCUCCUUGACACGCCUGCUGCUGAACGCCAUCAGAUUCAGAGACAAUAUACACGCUAAAAAUGUUUAAAACUGAUUAACUUCAAUAAUAUGUUCAAAGAUAGACACAGAUUGAAAAUGAUUAUUCAUUGAUAAUGAAGCCCAGUGUGUAACAGAACUCUGUGCUUGUCUAAUAUAGACAUAGAUCAUUUAAAUAAUCUCCUGUAUUUAUUUUCCACUGAUAUUUGAAUUCGGUUGGAAUUGGAAUGGUAUUAUGAUGUUUUAACUUCAAAGUCCUGUCACUUGUGAUCCGUUUGUGUCUAUUGUGUCUGUGCAUAUUUGCUCUGCUUGUCUCCUGUAUUUCUGGCAUUGGCAGGAAUCCAACGAAGGCCGCUGAAGAGUUCAAACUGGUUUUUGUCCUCCACUCUGAGCCAGACACUUGCCAUUUCACUCAUGAGCCCACUAUGUAACGUGAUCUCAUUUGUCGCACAUUUCACCACUGCAUAUGUCAGGGCAUAAAAAAAAACAGCCAUAAGUGAAAGUUUGAAUGAGUUCAUGGUCAAUCACCCAGGCAGUCUUUAAAAGUGCUUAGGUGUCUGGAAAAUGCAUGUUUUGGUUAUUGACAGUCUUCUGGGCCUGCUCUGUUUUUACUGCUGGCGCUGAAUCAUGCUGAUGCGGAUGUUAGUAAAACUUUGCCACAGCGCCACUGAAUCCCAUCAAAAGGCUGAUUGCUGUGCUUUUCUCUCAUACGCCUGCAAGUUGCUCUCAUAACUAAAGUGAUAAAGUGCCACAAGCUGGUGAAAAGAUGCUGUCGACACUAGAGAUGCACCGAUAACAGAAUCUGUGGUCGAUUUCAGUUUAUUUUUUUCUAAAGCUUUAAGCUGCCAAUAAAGACUUUAUCAUAUGAGGAUCUUUUAGAAGACAUAAUUAAGGGUUAAGUAUGUUAAUCCAGUGUGACACGAUUCUCUUUUUGCACCAGAAAAGAGAAUCUGAGCAGCAGUAAUAACAUGCAAAGCCAGGCAUUUUCGAGACGUCUCAUUGAUACCGGAAAUGGCAGACUUUGAAUUUUCUUCUUCUUUGAAUUUUCUUCUUUGUAAGAACGUCUGCAUCGCAAAGUGUCGGUGGCGCUUUCUGAGCAGAAGCAGCUCUGAUCCUAUUGUUGCUGGACGGCUUUUCGACGUUCAGAGAUUUUUUAGCAAAUCGUCCGGUUCAGACCAGCCGCCCAUUUCUCGAUGCAUCUCUGGUCGACACUAGUGAUGCCAUGUGAGACUGUAUUUCCAUAGAGAGUACAGUGCAUUUUUGUAUUGUUUUCACAUUAAAUAUAUGGUGACUGAU